This is a messenger RNA of Hipposideros armiger (great roundleaf bat), 3336 nucleotides long. RefSeq names its product kinesin family member 18B (gene KIF18B). Gene Ontology annotation, molecular function: microtubule motor activity; microtubule binding; ATP binding. NCBI's taxonomy places the organism in Eukaryota, Metazoa, Chordata, Mammalia, Chiroptera, Hipposideridae. The transcript is spliced from 16 exons. The record is from RefSeq and is a predicted model, not a curated record. Gene Ontology annotation, biological process: microtubule-based movement. Bases 88 to 2661 code for a protein of 857 amino acids.
CCUGUGGCCCCGGUCUCCUAUCUGCGGCCCAGGGACCAGGCCGUGAGCGGCGAUACAAGCGGCAGGGAACCGACAAAGGGUGUUGCCAUGGUGAUGGCGGUGGAGGACAGCAUGGUGCGGGUUGUGGUGAGGGUGCGGCCCCCCACCCCUCGCGAGUUGGAGAGCCAGCGGAGGCCUGUGGUUCAGGUGGUGGACCAGCAGGUGCUGGUGUUUGACCCUGAGGAGCCCGAGGGGGGCUUCCUCGGCCUGAAAUGGGGUAGCACCCAUGACGGCCCCAAGAAGAAGGGCAAAGACAUGACGUUUGUCUUUGACCGGGUCUUUGGUGAGGCAGCCACCCAACAGGACGUGUUCCAGCACACCACCCACAGCAUCCUGGACAGUUUCCUCCAGGGCUACAACUGCUCAGUGUUUGCCUAUGGGGCCACUGGGGCUGGAAAGACACACACCAUGCUGGGAAGAGAGGGGGACCCCGGCAUCAUGUACCUGACCACCAUGGAACUGUACAGGCGCCUGGAGGCCUGCCAGGAGGAGAAGCAAUUCGAGGUGCUCAUCAGCUACCAGGAGGUGUAUAAUGAGCAGAUCCAUGACCUCCUGGAGCCCAAGGGGCCCCUUGCCAUCCGCGAGGACCCCGACAAGGGGGUGGUGGUGCCAGGACUUUCCUUCCACCAGCCAACUUCAGCUAGGCAGCUGCUGGAGAUGCUGACCAGGGGGAACCGGAACCGCACGCAGCACCCCACUGACGCCAACGCUACUUCCUCCCGCUCCCAUGCCAUCUUCCAGAUCUUUGUGAAACAGCAGGACCGGGUUCCAGGUCUGACUCAGGCCCUUCGGGUGGCCAAGAUGAGCCUGAUUGACCUGGCUGGCUCAGAGAGGGCAUCCAGCACCCACGCGAAGGGGGAGCGGCUGCGGGAGGGUGCCAACAUCAACCGCUCUCUGCUGGCCCUCAUCAAUGUCCUCAACGCCCUGGCCGAUGCAAAGGGCCGAAAGUCUCAUGUGCCCUACCGGGAUAGCAAGCUGACCCGCCUGCUCAAGGACUCCAUCGGGGGCAACUGUCGCACAGUGAUGAUUGCUGCCAUCAGCCCCUCUGGCCUGACCUACGAGGACACUUACAACACCCUCAAGUAUGCCAACCGGGCCAAGGAGAUCAAGCUCUCGCUGAAAAGCAAUGUGAUCAGCCUGGACUGUCAUAUCAGCCAGUAUGCCACCAUCUGCCAGCAGCUCCAGGCUGAGGUGGCCACUCUGAAGGAGAAGCUCCAAGUGUAUGAGGCGGGAGCCGGGGCCCCACAACAAGACCUUCCACAGCCCCCCAAAUCGGGCCUUCCACAACAUCCCCUUCCAAGCUCCUCCCCAACGUCCCGCCUUCCUAGCCAGCCCUGCACCCCGGAGCUGCACCCAGGGUCUAUAGUCCUUCAAGAAAAGAGCCUGGGGACAGAGGCCCAGGUGGAGAGGGUCGUGGAAGGGAACUCUUCAGACCAGGAGCAGCCCCCUGAGGACAAGGACGAAUGUCCAGCCCAAGAGGUUCCAAUCCAGGUGCCAGAGCAGAGCUUCAGACGCCCACCGCCAGGGUCCCCUGACCUGACCCUGCAGCCCAAGCCAGUCGUGGGCCUCCUCUCACCACAGAAACUGGGAAGGGAUCAUUCUAAGCAGUUGGCGCUAAAGGUGCUGUGCUUGGCCCAGCGGCAGUAUUCUCUGCUCCAAGCAGCCAACCUGCUGACCCCCGACAUGAUUGCCGAGUUUGAGACCCUGCAGCAGUUGGUGCAAGAGGAAAAAACUGGGCCUGGAACUGAGACCUCAGGGACUCCUGGUCCGGCCAAGGGGGCACCUCUGGCUCAGGAGCUGUGUUCAAAGUCAAAAGCUCCAGGAUACUCUGGCCCUGUGACCCGGACCAUGGCAAAGCAACUGAGUGGCUUCAUGCACAUUCUCGGGGUCCCACCUGGGCCUGACUGCACCCCAGCCCCGACAUCUCCACAGCCCAUGGAGAAGAGGAGAAGGAAGAGACCGAGCCCCUCAGAGCAAGAUGGUCCCCCAGCUCCAAAGCUGGGGACCAAGCGCCAGCGCCAGUCCUUCCUGCCCUGCCUGAGGAGGGGGUCGCUGCCUGAGGCUCAGCAUUCACUGGGACCCAGCACCCCCAAAGGGGGAAGGGUCUCUUCCCCCUGCCACUCUCCUCGCUUCUGCCCAGCCACAGUCAUCAAAAGCCGGGUGCCUCUGGGCCCAUCUGCUGUGCAGAACUGCUCCACCCCUCUGGGCCUGCCUGCAAGGGACCUCAACACCACGUUUGAUCUCUCCGAGGAGCUCCCCACAAAGCUGGGUUUCCAUGAAGAUGCUGGCUGGGAGAAUGCCCCCCAGGAACUGAAAAGGCUGCAUCAGCCCUUCAUCCCCAGUAGACCUGUGCCCCUGUUCACCAUGAAGGGCCCCAAGCCAGUGUCUUCCUUCCCUGGGACCUCAGCCCGCAAGAAGAGGCGCAUUGUGAGUUCCUCAGUCUCUCGCAGAAGCCGCAUAGCGUGCCUCCCCAGCAGCACCUUGAAGAGGCCAGCUGAGCCCCUCGCAACCCCAGAGCUCCCCUCCAGUCCCCGCUACCCUGGCAACCAGAGGAGCCAGAAGGAACUGAUGAGGGCUGGGGGAGCGCUGUCAUCUGGGAGCUGCAUCGCCAAGGUGUCCUGACCGCCAACCCCUCUUGGCCGACUGUCCCUUCCUGAAUCCUGAAGCCCUGACCUGCCUUCCUCAGCUCGGAGCAAUUAAUGCCAACACCCUCUUCCUUUAUUAACACCCCUCCCCCAGCCAUUCAUUCUGCUACUCGCCCUCUUUAUUAAUCUCUUGUUACACUCAGCUUCUCAGCAUGUAUAGAUUCAUUUGUGAGUGUUAACAUGUUGCUAUUUUAAAGUGUGCUGCCAUCAUUCCCCCCAGAAUAUAACACCCUCCCUGCAGGCAGGUGGCUUUGGGGGGAUUUGUUCUCUGCUCCCGGUCUAACACGGCUCUGCGCAGUGAUGGCAGUGGAGGGGGGAUGAGGAUGGGAUGGAGACGUGAUGAGGAGUCCCAGCUUGACUCUUCCUGGUUUUUGAGAGAGGGGCGUCUUCAGCCCCAUCCUCCCAGCCUGGAACAGGAGCCCCAGACCCAAGCCACAGUCCUGGUGAUGAUGCAGAUGACGGUGGCAACUCAAUUUCCAAAUGAAGAUAGCUUCCUUGUUUUUACCAUGUUGUAAACAGGAUACACACUCAGUGUAAAAAGAAGUGUAAAGAAGAAAGAGAAAUGCAGCCUUAAUGCUACCAGUAUUAUCAGAGGUGUUACUACUUGGGUUUAUACCCUCAGAUCCUUUAUUUCUGCAUAUAUACAUACAUA